Triticum turgidum subsp. durum (durum wheat) is the source of this 453-nucleotide messenger RNA. The record is from the annotation of a GenBank genome assembly. Lineage: Eukaryota; Viridiplantae; Streptophyta; Magnoliopsida; Poales; Poaceae.
AUGCCCUCGCUGUAUCUCCACACGUCCUCCACCUCGACAGCCAAAAACUGGUCGCUGCCUAGAGCCGCCACCAGGCCGGACUUGAUGCAGAGAGGCCGACGGAGCCCGCCCCUAGCGGCCAGCCCAAGAUGCGCCCCUUCCGCAUCCGCACCGCGCCUCGCCGGCACCCCUGCCAGAGUGCCUGAAACCGCGCCAACGCCCACAGCGCGACCUCGCCACACAUGCGACGCGAACCGCCGCCCCUUGCCACCUCGCACGAUCCACGCGACAGCUUCUGCAGAUCUGCGUGCACCACAUUUUGGCGCCCCUGUCGCAACCUCGAGUGACCGCGUCGCUCCUUGCCGUCGUCAGAUCGACGAACCCCUUGACGGCGUCCCUGAAUGCCAAAUCCCGCGCUGCUUGAGGCCGCCACGAGCCAACCGACGCGCCGCCCAACCGACGGCGCUUUUCUAG